AUGACCACCUUCGUAGCCAACGGGCUCCUGGGUUCAACUACGCUAUUGAGUGCAAGCAGCUCAAAUGACGCACUAUCUAAGUCUGAGGCGAUAUUGGGGGCGUCCUUAACUCCACAGACAGGCUUUCAUGCUGCAGGAGAGAAGCAGCAAGAAGCUCCAGCCUUUUCUUUUGAAAGCAAUGGACUGUUAUCGAACUUUUUACUCAGUUCGAGUGAGAGCGGCACGGCGGGGGUCCGUUCUGAAGAUGAACCUUCCGUAGCUGCUUCCUCAAGUUCAUUCACACUAUCCGGGCUUUUAGGCAAAUCAUCCCUACCCUCAUUCGCGCCGUCAGGCCUCCUCGAUGGUACUAAAAGCGCUCAUCUUUCAACACCUAUUCUUGCUGGAUAUGCAGCCAGGUCUCCAGAUGCUGAUCCACUCCCAGUCGCUGAGGCUUUCGGUGUUCCUUCACACCUUUUGUCUAACUCUGACCCCACCCAUACGCGUCCCAAAAACGCCACGCAUUUGUCUGUGCGGGCAACCACUUUCGAUGGCAAAACAAUAUAUCUGCGGCGAAGGACUAAGGUUUUAUCGAGGGGUUCUACCUCAACAACGUCCACUAACCAAAGGAUGAACAAUUUGCUGGAUGUUCCCAUUCAUCGGCUCAUGGAUGCUUUAUCAUCCCAAGCAGUCGCGAAAUUACAAAAACAAGAUCAGAAUAAUGUACCACAAAGUUCUAAUGAAUCUUCUGCUUCAGAAGACAUUCUCUGGGUUGACCGUUAUCGCCCACAUAAAUUUACUGAAUUGAUGGGGAAUGAGCGUGUUGCCCGUGACACAAUGGCGUGGCUUAAACAAUGGGACUGGUGUGUUUUUGGUAGGAAGCGCGGAAGGAAACGCCCAAGAGACGGCAACGAAAACUUCGAUAAGGAGGAUGAAUAUCAUCGACCUCAAGAGAAGUUCCUUUUGCUGUCCGGACCCCCAGGACUAGGAAAGACAACUUUAGCACAUGUAGUGGCGAACCAGGCGGGUUAUGAGGUGAUGGAAAUCAAUGCUAGUGAUGCCCGUUCGGGUCAAAUCGUGGAUGAUCGAAUACGACCUGCGCUCGAAGCCGGGUCAGCAGUAGGCAGCGCGAAACCAGUGCUUCUGAUUAUUGACGAGAUCGAUGGCGCCACAGGGGCGGGGGAGAGCUCGAAUACCUUUAUCCACAAACUCGUACAACUUACACAAGACAAGUGGAGAAAGAAACAACGUUCUGGCCAGAAACGCGAUCACGACGUCAAGCGGCCAAUUCUUCGACCUAUUAUCUGCAUCUGCAACGAUGUUAAUGCUUCAUCCCUUGCAAAGCUUCGACCUCACGCCCUUCAGAUAAGAUUUACACGUCCCUCAGAUGUCCACACAGCGAAACGUCUGCGAGAGAUCUGCGAAAUUGAAGGUCUUAAAGCCGACUCAAGAGCACUGAGUACCCUCGUAGGCCUUGCGAAAUGCGAUCUACGGAGCUGUCUCAAUACUCUUCAGUUCGUCAAAUCGCGGAACGAAGAAGUUACCGAGUCUGUAAUUCGAAGAGCAACAUCUGGCAUGGGAGCAGCCGAUAGCUCAGUAGUAUCGGUUCUGAACAGCAUCUUCAACCCCCUCUCGAAGAAACGCGUCAAAGAGCUUGCCCUUACUGAUGAUGAAGAAUCGAGAUACGUCGGUAGACUUAGUCACGAAAUCGGAGCGAGUGGGCGGGAAAGCGGUAUCGCUGCUGGAUGCUUUGGACAUUACGCACUCCUCCGACGCCACGAUGCUAAUUUGGCAAGGCACGAACGAGCCACGGAAUGGCUGACGACCUUCGACCACUUCUCUUCAGCUAUGUAUUCGGAUGGCGAUUUUUCCCUCCAUCAGUAUCUAUCAUACACCCUUGUUCCCUUCUAUCCCCUCUUCCAGGAGCGAGGAGGCGAACGCAUAGAACGUAAUCAGGCUGAUUGGGAGCACACGCAACUGACACGAACCAAUGAGGAAAUUUACAAGUCCUUCUCCGGAUUUUUACGAACAGCCGUUCGUCAUGGUGGGCAUUACAGGCACCUCGUUAGCACCCCGAUUCUUCACAUGGAAUUUGCUCCACUCAUCAAUCGAAUAAUAUCGCCACCUCUGCGACCUGUCAACAGUCAAAUUAUUCGGCCAGAAGAACGCGCCUUGAUGAAGAGGCUUGUCCACAUCAUGGCUUCCUUAGAACUACGCUUUGUUCAAGAAAGAGCUGAGGAUGGUGUACUAUCAUAUCGGCUUGAUCCGCCUAUCGACGUCUUUGUCACCUACGACGGUAAACGAGCAACUGAUAUCUCCGUCUCGCGAUAUGCGGUGCGCCACCUUGUAGCGGGAGAGAUUGAUGCCAAAUUGAUCGAACGCGACGCGAAUAUUGUUGAGAAAGGCAAACGAGGGAAACACGAUUUCUUUGGGAAUUCCACAAAAUCCGGAGAGCUAGACCUAGAAAAUUCUGAACAUCCAAGUAAACGAGCGAAGAAAGAUACCACGGAUGUGGCAGAUAAACCCCCCACUGAUUUUUUUGGACGACUGAUUACUGUACCUUCGGCCAGCUCUGCUAAGGCUGCAGUUCGCAAAAACGUCGAGAAAAAAUACCGAGUGAGCUACCGAUUCGCGGAAGGUAAUUCGGCAGCUGUGAGGAGACCUGUUAAAAUCAAUAUGUUCUUGUAG
Laccaria bicolor S238N-H82 is the source of this 2664-nucleotide messenger RNA. RefSeq lists its product as uncharacterized. The transcript has 17 exons. The coding region runs from base 1 to 2664 and encodes 887 amino acids. The record is from RefSeq and is a predicted model, not a curated record. Gene Ontology annotation, molecular function: ATP hydrolysis activity; ATP binding. NCBI's taxonomy places the organism in Eukaryota, Fungi, Basidiomycota, Agaricomycetes, Agaricales, Hydnangiaceae.